AUUAGCCUCCUCCUAUCCAAUUGGCUCCCUGCCUGUCUCCUUUACAUAUGCCCGCCCCUUGGGCUGCACAGGGUUUGCGGGGUUCGGCUGGGUUUGCAGCUGCUCCGCUGAGCCAGCCGGGGGCCGGGAGCCGGGAAGCAGCAGCCAGUGGCCGACGACGAAGCUGCGGCGACGGCGGGAUCUCAGCCGCAUUUUUGCCGCCUGCGAACACCGGAGGUCGGCGCCCAGCGGUUUGUGCCUGCAGCUGGGCCCAGGGAAGAGCAGAUCCGACACUUUUGAUUUUAUUUGGGAGGGAGGUAAGGGCGUGAGUCCCGUCGUGAGCCCCCCACCACCCUGCCUGCCUGGGGCCACCUCCCGUCUUCCGUCCGGCCCGGGGUCUGGAAGAUGACUCUGGGGUCUGCCUCGUCUGUGCCCACGGCAGCGGCUCGCAGUGGCAGCCGAAAGUAGUUACUACUUGAUCUUCGGUGGAAAAGUGAGCCGGGGCGUUGGGGCGGCUCUCCUAAGCGCCCCGGCGCCCGCUGGCUUGCUUCUCGUCGUUCGGUUCCUUCCCCCGGCUUCCCGGCGGCCGCAGCAUGAAGUGGCGCAGCGAUGGCCAGAAGAGGUAAGAAGCCCGUAGUGCGAACGCUGGAGGACCUGACGCUGGACUCGGGUUAUGGUGGCGCGGCGGACUCGGUGCGCUCUUCCAACUUGUCCCUGUGUGGUUCCGACUCGCACCCGGCGUCUCCGUAUGGCGGGAGCUGCUGGCCGCCUCUAGCUGACUCCAUGCACAGCCGGCACAACAGCUUUGACACCGUCAACACUGCCCUGGUGGAAGACUCCGAGGGGCUGGACUGCGCCGGCCAGCACUGCUCGCGGCUGCUGCCGGACCUCGACGAGGUGCCCUGGACCCUCCAGGAGCUGGAGGCGCUGCUGUUGCGCUCGCGGGAUCCCCGGGCAGGCCCCGCGGUCCCCGGCGGCGGCCUGCCCAAAGACGCGCUGGCCAAGCUGUCGAUGCUGGUGAGCCGGGCGCUGGUGCGCAUCGCCAAAGAGGCGCAGCGCCUGAGCCUGCGCUUCGCCAAGUGCACCAAGUACGAGAUCCAAAGCGCCAUGGAGAUCGUGCUGUCCUGGGGGCUGGCGGCGCACUGCACAGCGGCGGCGCUGGCCGCCCUGUCCCUCUACAACAUGAGCAGCGCCGGCGGCGACCGCCUGGGCCGCGGCAAGUCGGCACGCUGCGGCCUCACCUUCUCCGUGGGCCGCGUGUACCGCUGGAUGGUGGACAGCCGCGUGGCGCUGCGCAUCCACGAGCACGCGGCCAUCUACCUGACCGCUUGCAUGGAGAGCCUCUUCCGGGACAUCUACGCGCGGGUCGUGGCCUCCGGGUUGCCUCGGAGCUGCGGCAGCUCCGGCCCGGCUUCCAGCUCCGGGCCAGGCCCGGGUUCCGGCCCCAGCUCGGUGCCGGGCUCCUCCGGCGCUCUCCCCGCGGCGGAGAAGGAACGAGAGGCGCCCGGAGGGGGAGCGGCCAGCGGCGGAGCCUGCAGCGCGGCCAGCAGCGCCAGUGGAGGCAGCAGUUGUUGCGCCCCGCCGGUCGCCGCCGCUGCGGCCGCCUCGGCCCCGCCGGCCGCCACCAACCACCACCACCACUACCACCACGCGCUCCACGAGACGCCCAAGUUCACCUUGGAGACCCUGGAGCACACGGUCAGCAACGACUCGGAGAUCUGGGGGCUCCUGCAGCCCUACCAGCACCUCAUCUGCGGGAAGAACGCCAGCGGGGUGCUAUGCCUGCCUGACAGCCUGAACUUGCACCGGGACCCUCAGCGGGUGAACAAGCCAGGAGAGCCAACCCUGUUCAGCCAGUCGGAGUUGAGGACCAUCGAGCAGUCACUGCUGGCCACACGUGUGGGCAGCAUCGCUGAGCUGAGUGACCUGGUAUCCCGCGCCAUGCUUCACCUGCAGCCCCUCCACGCCAAGCACCACGGCAAUGGUACCCCCUUGCACAACAAGCAGGGGGCGCUCUACUGGGAGCCUGAGGCCCUCUACACCCUCUGCUACUUCAUGCACUGCCCGCAGAUGGAGUGGGACAACCCCAACGUGGAACCUUCGAAGGUCAACCUGCAGGUGGAAAGGCCCUUCCUCGUGCUGCCGCCGCUGAUGGAGUGGAUCCGGGUGGCCGUGGCACACGCCGGCCACCGGCGCAGCUUCUCCAUGGACAGCGACGACGUCCGCCAGGCGGCGCGGCUGCUGCUGCCCGGCGUGGACUGCGAGCCCCGCCAGCUCAGGGCAGACGACUGCUUCUGUGCCUCUCGGAAGCUGGACGCUGUGGCCAUCGAAGCCAAGUUCAAACAGGACCUGGGUUUCCGGAUGCUCAACUGUGGACGGACAGAUCUGGUGAAACAGGCAGUGUCCCUCCUGGGACCUGAUGGCAUCAACACCAUGAGUGAACAGGGGAUGACACCACUGAUGUAUGCGUGUGUUCGUGGAGAUGAGGCAAUGGUCCAGAUGCUGCUGGAUGCCGGGGCAGACCUGAACGUGGAGGUUAUCAGUACUCCUCAUAAAUAUCCAUCCGUCCACCCUGAGACCCGCCAUUGGACGGCUCUGACUUUUGCUGUGUUGCAUGGACAUAUUCCUGUAGUUCAGCUGCUCCUGGAUGCAGGGGCCAAGGUGGAGGGGUCGGUAGAGCACGGCGAAGAGAACUACUCAGAGACACCCCUGCAGCUGGCUGCCGCCGUGGGAAAUUUUGAGCUGGUUAGUUUGCUGUUGGAGCGUGGUGCGGACCCCCUGAUAGGAACCAUGUACAGGAAUGGAAUUUCUACCACACCCCAGGGGGAUAUGAACUCUUUCAGCCAGGCCGCAGCCCACGGACACAGGAAUGUGUUCCGCAAACUGCUCGCUCAGCCAGAGAAGGAGAAGAGUGAUAUCCUGUCCCUGGAGGAGAUUCUGGCCGAGGGGACUGACCUGGCCGAGACAGCCCCGGCCCCACUGUGCGCCAGCCGCAACAGCAAGGCCAAACUGAGAGCCCUGAGGGAAGCCAUGUAUCACAGCGCUGAGCAUGGCUACGUGGAUGUCACAAUUGAUAUCCGGAGUAUAGGUGUCCCAUGGACCCUGCACACGUGGCUGGAAUCUUUGCGUGUGGCCUUCCAGCAGCACCGCCGGCCCCUCAUGCAAUGCCUGUUGAAGGAAUUCAAGACCAUCCAGGAGGAGGAGUACACGGAGGAGCUGGUGACCCAAGGCCUGCCCCUGAUGUUCGAGAUCCUGAGAGCCAGCAAGAAUGAAGUGAUCAGCCAGCAAUUGUGUGUCAUCUUCACGCACUGCUAUGGGCCCUACCCCAUCCCCAAGCUCACGGAGAUCAAGCGGAAACAGACCUCUCGCCUGGAUCCACAUUUUCUCAACAACAAAGAGAUGUCCGAUGUCACCUUCCUGGUGGAGGGCCGGCCCUUCUAUGCCCACAAAGUGCUGCUGUUCACAGCCUCUCCAAGGUUCAAAGCGCUCCUCUCCAGCAAACCUGCAAACGACAGUCCCUGCAUUGAGAUCGGCUAUGUGAAGUACCCCAUCUUCCAGCUGGUCAUGCAGUAUCUCUACUACGGUGGUCCUGAGUCUCUUCUCAUCAAAAACAACGAGAUCAUGGAGCUUCUGUCUGCGGCCAAGUUUUUCCAGCUAGAGGCGUUACAGCGCCACUGCGAGAUCAUCUGUGCGAAGGGCAUUAAUACAGACAACUGUGUGGACAUCUACAACCAUGCCAAGUUCCUUGGUGUCACUGAGCUCUCAGCCUACUGUGAAGGCUACUUCCUCAAGAACAUGAUGGUCCUGAUUGAAAAUGAAGCAUUCAAACAGCUCCUGUACGACAAGAGCGGCGAGGGGACGUGCCAGGAUGUGCUGCAGGACUUACAGAGGACGUUGGCCAUCCGCAUUCAAUCAAUCCACUUGUCGUCCUCCAAAGGUUCCAUUGUAUGAGGCCGCUGGUACAGGGGGCGCUCCCAGGGGGUGUCGCUGUCUGGUCCUCCAGCUGCUGCAGCUCCCACGGAUGCAUAUGAAUCUCACCUAGUGUCUGCUUCUGCAGGGUGGGAUGUUACCAUAACGGUCCUGGGCUUCUCUUGAAUAAGCAAAUACAGCUUCCAUGGGUUUCUGUUGAAAAGGCAAAGGGACCAAAGCUUUAUAAAGGUCAACAUGAAACAGCUGAGCGCACCCCAUUCGCCAGCACCCAGGUGGCAGAUGGACAUUCGUUGGCAGGGGUCACUGCCUAGUGUGGGUGAACUGAGAACUAAAAAUGGUUCCGGUUCCAGGUGGACCGAGAGGAAUUUACCAACUACCCAGCCACAUUGAGGCCCUCCGAGCUGCUGAGCGUGGUCAGCCCUGAUGGAGAAAAAUCAUGAGACGGUUGGGUUGUCGAUCACAGAUAGAUCAUUUGGCAAAUUUUUAGGGGUGGGGACUUUUUAAACACACACACACACACACACACACACACACAAAACAGGACAGUCUUGUAGUUGAAAAUCUCUUUCUAACAGCUUAUCAGUUUGUUCUCAAACAACUUGUGUUUAGGGGUCUGUGUUUUCAAAGUUCUUUUUGUUCAUUUGUUCGUUUUUAAAUGUGAGUCCCAGGUCCUCUCUGUAUAAACAUGCAUUAACAGGAUAUUGCUGAUAAUUCUAUACAAAGUAAAAUAACCUUGCCUUAGUGAUCAUGGUUACCCAAAAGAGGUACACUGCCAAUAAUUAUCUCUAAUUCCAAUAGUUGAAAAACAACCUGCAUGCUAAUUGUGGUUUGGGGGUGAGAAUAAAAACACCCACACAUAACAAAACAUGCAUUUGCAUGGGCCCAGAUCUGUGAUAUGUUAUGUUUGUGCUUCAUUUUUUGCCCAGCUCCACAUAUUUUACCACUUCUUCCUCAGCGUUCAUGUGGUGACCCUAAUCUACCCAUUUUCUCUCAUUAUUAGGAAUGAUUUGGGGCUGCUUUUGCAAAAAAAAAAUAAACAUGUUCAUAGACGAUGAUGCCAACAGGCGGGGGGUGGGGGGAGCACGUGAGAGAACUAUUAAUCCCAGAGUUUCCUCUGUAUUCUCAGAAGAUGUUAAUAGUUUGUUACUAGCCAGAGACUAUGACUAUGUUAGAGUAUUUUUAAAGAUGAAUCAUGUACUAUAGGAUGGCACUUUCUGUAGCCUCAGAGUGUAUAGCACAGGGUUCUAGCUGAUGGAAACUUCCGUCCACAGAGUUCCAUUGGCUCUACCAUAGAUUAUAAGCAAGAGGUUGGUGAAGUGCCACUAUAUUCAUUAUACUGGAGUCACUACCUUUUUUUCCUUUUGUUGUAAACUUAGAGACAGAGCAUUAGAACUAGGGGAGUGGCUCCUGCCCUUUAGGUUGGCCAAGUACCAUUGGCCCACAGGUUUGCUUGCAUGCCUUCAGGAAGUUGCUCAUGGAACCUGGAUUCCAGAAGAACUGCUGCACCACCACCCCUUACCCUACACCACGACGUCAAGUUCUGUUUCAUGGAUGACACAUGGAUUGUCCGGCCACAUCUGUCUCUAGCACAGGCUCAUCUAGAGACUGGGCUGAGGCCAGUGCCAGCCUCCCCAGACCCUGACACAGAGUGAGGACAUGAGGCAUAGCCCACAGCAUCCACAUGCCAGAGACUUACCGAGCAGGCACGGGCCCUACUGUCUCCCAUGUGUGCAGUCAUGUGGAUGUCCUGUCUUGACCCUGACUUCCCUCGGAUGUUGGAUGCACGUUCAGGGCACCCUAAGUUGGAUUUGUGCAGUGGCACUUCCAGCAGGCCUUGGUUCUAGACUUUGCUGUACUUUCUCUGUCAUUAAAAAAGUGAUUUUCCCAA
Messenger RNA from Suncus etruscus (white-toothed pygmy shrew), 5797 nucleotides. RefSeq names its product ankyrin repeat and BTB domain containing 3 (gene ABTB3). NCBI's taxonomy places the organism in Eukaryota, Metazoa, Chordata, Mammalia, Eulipotyphla, Soricidae. Bases 589 to 3930 code for a protein of 1113 amino acids. The transcript is spliced from 17 exons. Gene Ontology annotation, molecular function: protein heterodimerization activity. The record is from RefSeq and is a predicted model, not a curated record.